UUUUUUUUUAAAUAAACAUGUUUAAUUUGUCUAUGUAUGAAAGAUUCUUUACAAAAUAACUUAAAAGCUGUUUCUCAUUCUGUGUGAGUGUACUAUGUGUUUUUCCUUCAAUUUUUACUAAACAUUCUAUAUUAAUUAAUUAAUAGUAAUAAUAAAUUAAACAUCAGAUCCAAGAACACACAAUUGUGAGUACAAUUGCUUAUUUUUGUUAUGUUUUGUUGCAGGAAAUGAAGGAUUAAUUAAUUAUCCUCAUAUCAGCUGAAAAAGUUGCUUUUUUUUUCAGUACUCGAUCCCUUAAUUUGAGCUUAUUAUCAGCAGAUCAAGAUUCAGUCGAUCGGUCGAAAAUGGCGAACAAUUACGACAUGUUUCUCCGGUUUGCAUUCGUGUUUAUGUUCAUCAGCUGCCACCUGUCCACAUGCAAAGGUUUCGAACUCGAACUCGAACUCGAAAUACUUCUCUCCUUACAAUCUUCAAUAAAUACUAAUCAAAUAUCUCAUCCCUUCAUCAACUGGAACUCAUCUCUUCCUUUCUGCAAAUGGAAUGGAAUCACAUGCUUCGAUUCUUCGCACGUGUCGAAAAUCGAGCUACCUGGAAAAAACUUAUCCGGAAAAAUCCCGAAUUCCAUUUUCGAAUUACCACACAUCCAAUCCAUCGAUCUAUCGAAUAAUCAAUUGUUUGGCGAAAUCCCGUAUAAUUUGUCAUCUUGUUAUUCUCUCAGAUACCUCAAUCUGAGCAGCAAUAACUUAACAGGGCUAAUCCCAAUAGGCCGCCUCCCGUUUCUCGAAACAUUCGACUUGUCGAAUAAUAUGCUUUUUGGUGAAAUCCCGGAAGAGAUUGGAUUUUUUUCGGGCUUAAAAGUUGUCGAUCUCGGCGGGAAUAUUCUCUCCGGGAAUAUUCCGGAUUCGAUCACAAACAUGACAAAGUUGGCGUUUCUCACACUUGCAUCAAAUCAAUUGAGUGGCGAAAUUCCGAAAAGAUUAGGCCUUAUGAAGAGCUUGAAGUGGAUUUAUUUAGGGUACAAUAAUUUUUCGGGCGAAAUUCCGAAUUCGAUCGGAGAUUUGAUCAAUUUGAAGCAUCUUGAUUUAGUGUACAACAAUCUCACAGGUGAAAUCCCUUUGUCUUUAGGCAACCUCACAAAUCUUGAACACCUUUUUCUCUACUUCAAUAAGCUCACCGGUCCGAUUCCGAUAACCUUUUUCGAUGUUCGAAAAUUAGUAUCGCUCGAUUUGAGCGAUAACUUCCUUUCGGGUGAAAUCCCGGAAUUGUUUUUUCAGUUGCAGAAUUUGGAAAUCCUCCACUUAUUCUCCAACAACUUCUCCGGAAAAAUACCGAACGCCUUAUCGUUUCUACCUCACCUCCAAAUUCUUCAGCUCUGGUCUAAUAGGUUAUCAGGUGAGAUACCUAAAGACCUUGGCAAGUACAAUAACCUCACUAUCUUAGAUCUUUCGACCAAUAAUCUCACCGGAAAAAUCCCGGAAAAUCUUUGCUCUUCGUCGCGUUUAUUCAAGCUCAUCCUCUUUUCGAACUCCCUAAAAGGCGAAAUUCCAAAGAGUUUGAGCCUCUGCAAGAGCCUGCAGCGAGUUCGACUUCAGAAAAACGAACUCUCCGGCGAACUCUCGCCAAAGCUCACAUCACUUCCGGCGGUGUACUUUCUUGAUUUUUCGGAAAACAAAUUUUCAGGCAGGAUUGAUGACAGAACAUGGGAUAUGCCACAGCUUCAAAUACUGAACUUGGCGAAAAACGAGUUUUUCGGUGAAUUGCCGGAUUCUUUUGGAAGUAAUAGCCUGGAAAAUUUGGACUUGUCAGGGAAUAGAUUUUCGGGCGGCAUACCGGAAAAGUUUGGCGAAUUUUCAGACAUAAUGGAGAUGAGGCUAAGUGGGAAUGAACUGUCAGGAAAAAUUCCAGACCAGUUAUCUUAUUGUAAGAAGCUUGUGAGUUUAGACCUAAGCCAUAAUCAUCUCGCCGGAGAAAUUCCGACGAGUUUUGCAUCCAUGCCGGUUCUUGGUCAGCUUGAUUUGUCUGUCAAUGAAUUAACCGGAAAAAUUCCUUCGAAUUUGGGCGAAGUGGAAUCGCUUGUUCAAGUCAAUAUUUCUUACAACAACUUCCAUGGAAGGUUGCCCUCGACCGGGGCAUUUCUCGCAAUAAAUUCAAGUGCCGUGAUCGGUAAUAACGAACUCUGCGGGGCCGUUUUACCACCGUGCGACGACGGGGCUAAAAACCGCAGUAGUACUCAUUGGUUCGUUUUAGCCUCUCUUCUUUCGUUAGUGACGAUAUUUUCCGUCGCUAUUUUUGUCGCGGUCUUCGUUAGGCCGAGGAAAAGAAUGCCGUUCGAUUCGAAGAGGGUAGUCGAAAGUGAAGACAGGGCUUGGGAAUUGCAGUUCUUGAAUUCUAGUGUUUCGAAAUGGAUAACUAUUAAGGACAUUGUUUCUUCUGUAAGGGAGGAGAAUCUUUCUUACAAAGAGCAGUCAACCUUAAACAAGAAGCGAAGAUUCUUCGCUAAGGAAAUAGCUCCGAUUGCAACGAAGAAUUGGACGGAGUGGACUCGAUUGUAUUGCGAGAUUAAUCAUCCGAAUGUUGUGAAGAUGCUUGCGGUAUGUAGAUCGGAGAAGGCCGCGAUUUUGGUGCAUGAAUACAUUCAAGGCAAGGAUUUGAGUGAAGUUAUUCGACAUCUGAGCUGGCGAAAUCGUAUUAAAACCGCGCUCGGGAUUGCGAAAGCGCUUAAGUACUUGCAUUGUUGUUUUUCGCCUAGUAUUGUAGUUGGUGAAAUUUCAGCUCAGAAAAUCAUGGUGGAUGAAAAAAAUGAAGCACAUUUGAGAUUAAGUCUUCAUGGGAUGAAUCAUUGUUCAGACAACAAGUGUUUCGACUCCUCCUCCGCCUACGUUGCUCCAGAAACUAAAGGAUCAAAAGUGUUGACAGAAAAGAGUGAUAUAUAUGGAUUUGGGAUUGUGUUAAUUGAACUAGUGACCGGAAAAUCUGCGGGCGGAGAUGCCGAAUUAGGUAUGCAUGAAAGCAUUGUUGAAUGGGCAAGAUACUGCUACUCUGAUUGUCAUGUUGAAAUGUGGAUUGAUGAUAAUAUAAUCAAGGAUGAUAAUAAUCAAGGUGUGAUUGAUUAUAAUCAGAACCAGGUCGUCGAGACCAUGAAUCUUGCGCUGCAAUGCACCGCAGGUGAUCCGGCUGCCAGGCCUUGUGCGGUUGAUUUAGUCAACAAUUUGGAAUCAAUUGUUAGAUCCAGUUCUUGUGUUUUUUCAGGGUUUAAGCUUCUUUUCUCUUAAUAGUUAUUAAUUAGUAGUAUUUGAUUUUCUUUUUCUUACUGUGUUGAAUUUUGUUUGCUUUUUUUUUUUAAUUUCUUGAAUUUAGUUUAUGUUUUUUUGUUUUUUGUGUAAGAUUAGUGGUUUGGUUGAUGUUGUGAUGGCAUGCUACUGAGUGUAUAUAUAAUUGUAGAUGGUUUGAAGUUUCAAUUGUUAUUAA
Molecule: messenger RNA, 3468 nt
Organism: Erythranthe guttata (spotted monkey flower)
Lineage: Eukaryota; Viridiplantae; Streptophyta; Magnoliopsida; Lamiales; Phrymaceae
Source: RefSeq, a predicted model, not a curated record